GUGCCCUCGUUAUUUGACACUUUGCGUCGAGUUUCUGAAAGAAGCAGAAGUCGUAAUUCUCUUCUUUUAUCCUAUUAAGCUGAAGUCGAUUUAUUGGGUUUUUGUACUUUCCCAGUUGCUUUAAGAUAACCGAUGACGCAAUAUCCGUGCGUUUAUUAACUUGGCUGUGUGUCUAGUCAUCUGUACCACACACACACACACUUUUCAGUUCGUUUAGUACAAGAAGACAAGGUUCGCGCACUUUGAAGGAGUGAAAUGAGCAAGCCAUACCCGGACGCCAGCCCGUAUCCUACUGCCCCGGCGGCAUGGGACCCGGAGAACAAAUUCAGUGCCAAUAUUGCACCUCCGCCUUAUCAGGAGCCAUCUCCAGGGGGCUUCGGUGCGGGAUAUCAGACAGGUUACCCUCCACAACCUCAGUACAAUGUUUAUCCUGCAGUGCCAGGACAGUAUGGUGCGACUCCGAUGGGCCAUCCGGCAGCGGUCACGGUUCAACCAGGUAUCUACAUAACUCAAAUACCGCUGGCUCACCCGGAGCCUGACUACUUGGGGUACUCCAUCUUCACUAUGCUUUGCUGUUGUCUUCCGAUCGGAAUCGCUGCUCUCAUCUACUCUAUAAUGACCCGAGAUGCCAACAACAUUGGGAACCUGGACCUGGCAAGAAAACACUCCCGAACUGCCCGCGUUCUGAAUCAUACUGCCCUGGGCAUCGGCAUCUGCAUCCUCGUUAUUUGGAUCGGCGCCGUGAUUGCAAUAAAUUUUAUACAUUGAGUUUUCUGCCUUGUAAGUCAUCGUUGCUCUGCUGAUGAACUGAUGAUAAAAAAUUUCUACUGCAAGAAUAUUUCGUAGUGCUUUAGUUUUGUUUCCAAAACUGGCCUUCUGUAACAUGUAUGGAGUAUAUAAAGCAAAAGAAAUUCUGUUUCAAGUGCUUCCAAUGUAAUUUUAUAAAAAUAUUGAUUUACCUAAUGCCCAAACUUGAACUAGAUGGUUUAAAGUAAUUAUUUCAAUUCUUGCAGAUAUUUGCUGGAAUUUCAAGCAACAAAAUCAUUGUGCUCCUGUGUAGCUCUGCGUAUCCACCUUUAGUUGAUAUGAGGUUUCACCAGGAAUUAAUACUGUAUAGAGAGCAAUAAUGGCUUCAGGCACACAGAAGUAUAGGAUGGGUAGCCCCCGUGAGAGCAAGUGCAUGUCUAAUUGAAAGUGUAGCUAUCGACAUUCUACAUUACAAAAGGGACAAGAAUAAAAUGCACAUCCCAUCCUCUGUCAGGUGGAAUCUCAUGAGCUGUAAAUGCAUGUCCAGUGCUGUGCUGUUGUGGUGAAACGACACCUUCCUUCAGAUCUGUCUUUGGGGAAUUUCACUUUGAUUUUAUAACAAACUUCAGAUGAAUGUAUUGCUGAUAAGCCUGCUACCUUAUUAAACGUAAGUGUUGUAUUAUGCAAACUAUUUGGUCUGAAUGCUUUUUUGUGAAUUCUACAGAGUCAAGUAUAAUGUACAGAUUCUGUGUAUUGCAUUAUAGCUUUAAAGGGGUCGUUUACCGUCUUUAAUAGGUUUGUUUAGUAAAACACUAAUCAGGGCUCAUAUUGAAACCCCACACUUACAGUAUGUCUGUUGCUUUGAUUAAUAAUCUGUUGUUCUUUCUCCAAAAUGUGUAUUUUCCAAGACACUUAAAAAACUGAAAAUCUAAUGAUCUACUAUGUUUUCAACAGCAUAUUGAGGGUUGCCAUUGUAUUUUCCAAAAAUGUUCUUUCCUUCAAAGACAAAAAUAACCUGCUUACAUGGCCUACUUUUAUGAUGUGGUCUUUGGCCUUUUACUUUCAUACUGACUAGGGGUUGGAUGUAAAAAUGUAACUCUAUUCAUAAAUAUUCGUGUGCACUUUUAUUCAACCCCCAGCUUCAGUACUUUGCAGAGCAUCCUCUAGUCUUUAUAACUUCUAAUAAUCAUUUUCCAUAAGUGCCGACAAGCUUCUUGCAUCUCUCUGUUGGAGUCUUCGCCCAUUCAUCACAUUCAAAAGCCUCUAGCUCAUUGAUAUUCAAUGGUGUCCAUGCUACAACUGCCUUCUUUAAAUCCCACCAAAGAUUUUCAAUGGGAUUUAAGUCUGGGGACUGAGAAGGCCACUCAAAGGGCAUUACAGGAUCAAUUUCUUAACCAAACUUUGGUUAACUAUAAGGUGCGCUUUGGAUCAUUGUCUCACUGGAAAGUCCAACGAUCUCUACGAUUCAAUUUGUGAACAGAACGCAUCACAUUCCUCUUUAAAAUGGCCAGUUAUUUCUGGGAAUCCAUGAUGCCAGUUACACAGUCAAGAUUUCCAGUUUCUGCAGCAGAAAAAUAUCCCCACAUCAUCAAUGACCCACCUCCAUAUUUGACUGUGGGGAUGGUAUUCUUUUGGUGAUAAGCCUGAACUACCGCUGGUCCUUGUGUCUAAACAGUUUCAGUUUAGUUUCAUCAGUCCUUUGAACCGUUACCCAAAACUCUGUAGGCCUGUCCACAUUUCUCCUGGUAUAUACUAGUCGACCUUUGAUAGACUUUGUGGUCAAGAGUGGAGUGCAUCUUGGAGUGCAGCCAUGAAGUCUUUGUUUAUUCAGUGCUCAUAUUACAGUUGCUAAUAAAACGCUGUGGGUGUUUUGCAGUUUUCUUAGUUGUUCUCACUAAGCUUUUAAGGGCUCUUGAUGAUCCUUUAGGCUUUCUCCCUCAGCCAGGCAGGUUUGCAGAUGUGCCAUAAGUUUUAAACGUCCCUAUACUGCCUCCAGUGGUGCCUCUAGGAAUGUUCAAGUUUUGGGGGAUCUUCUAAUACUCAAUACCUUUCAUGUGCAAUGAAAUAAUUUCCCCCCUCAGGUUUUGUGAAUGCCCCAUAGUCUUACCAAUGAUUGCAACUCACCUUCAACACCAUCAUGGUGUUUAUAUAUGGAUUACAGUUGAAGCCAAUAAAGGAUUAUUAUUGAAUUUCCAAAGGCUUAAUUGUGUUUUAGCUUCACUUUAGCCCAUAAUAGCUAGCAGAUGGUUCUAAAAACAGCAAUAUUAUAUAGGGGUUGAAUAACUGUGACAUGGCUAUAUUAAUAAAAUAUCCUGUUACUCAUGAAUGCUAAUUCAUGCAUUUUCUUUGUUGAUUUUACAUUUAACUCAACUGAUAAAGAAGUCAUGCAAAGCAAAAUCUGGCUCUGUGAAAAAAACAUUCAUUGGGAAAUCGUCGCAAUCUUUUGGGGGUUAAAUAUUUCUGAUUGCAACUGUAAGCUAAUGUCAGCUGUUUUAUUAAAUUGUUUGAAAAGGGCUUAUCAUUUGUGUGGAGAUAUCUUAUCUGUAAAUGUCCUCUCAAAGUCGUAACUAAUAAAAACCCAAUGGUGUAAAGAUGUUCCCACUUUG
This is a messenger RNA of Polypterus senegalus (gray bichir), 3353 nucleotides long. Its product is annotated as interferon-induced transmembrane protein 1-like. The record is from RefSeq and is a predicted model, not a curated record. The transcript is spliced from 2 exons. The coding region runs from base 256 to 768 and encodes 170 amino acids. Gene Ontology annotation, cellular component: membrane. Lineage: Eukaryota; Metazoa; Chordata; Cladistia; Polypteriformes; Polypteridae.